Messenger RNA from Canariomyces notabilis, 1310 nucleotides. RefSeq lists its product as uncharacterized. Bases 333 to 1103 code for a protein of 256 amino acids. The record is from RefSeq and is a predicted model, not a curated record. The transcript has a single exon. NCBI's taxonomy places the organism in Eukaryota, Fungi, Ascomycota, Sordariomycetes, Sordariales, Chaetomiaceae.
UUAGCCAGCGAACUACAUCACAACCUCAUGAGUUGAGGUCUCAAUAGAAGAGAACAAGACCAGUAGUGCCCGAUCAAGUUCACCAAAACUCAUAUUCCAACACCAACCAUUACAACACAUUAUCUCGGUCCUCAAACCGCCAGAUCGAUUCGAAACACCCAUCCCUGAGCACACCUAGCAAUCUUGCAGGCUCAAAUCGGGAGUAAAACUCACAACCCCAGACGACCUAAAUUACAACUCAGCAAGCCACAAACACAACUUUAAAAGAUAGGGAGUGUACUCACCGCCGUGCUGAGCACACAGCUCACCCAAGCAGUAACUGCAAGAGCUCGAUGCCCAUCCGCAGCCAAGCAAGCCUAGCUUGCCGCUGCCGCAUCACACCGUUACUCCUCCGUCCAACAACAACCCUCUUCCGGCUCCCAUCAGCAGCAGCCGCAACAAGGCGGCCGCCUCUCUCAUCCGCAUCCGCAUCUGCAUCCGCACCCCUGUAUCCAUCCAUACCAACAAGGAUGAGCAGCACCACCAUCACCGGCACGGCUGGUUCUGCCAGCGCGGCAGGGGCACGCAGCUACCCCACACCAACGGCGAGCACGUCAGCGCUCCCCGGCAACACACCAUCCUCAGCAGCAGUACCAAAGCAGCAGCAACAACAACCAUCAGUAACAGUAACCACCGCUGUAGAGGACGACACCACCACCACAACCACCACCACCACUGAACCAGACCAGGAACAGCAGCAGCAGGAGAGCAAGAAACCAAUCCUUCCCCUUCCGGCCCCGGACCCCUCCUCCUCUUCCUCAAACGACGAAGAAGGCACACGGAUCGUGCAAGUCAACGGGAAAGCUGUGGCACUCGACAAGCUGGGGCCGAUGGUGGUCGGGCGGGACGGGACUGUGUCGCGCAUCGCCAACUGGCCUGAGAUGACGGAGAUCGAGCGGCAGAACACGCUGCGCAUCCUGUGCAAGCGCAACCAGCUGCGGCUGGCUAAUCUCCGGGCUGGGAGGGAGGCUGAUGCCCCGAUUCCAGUUGAGGGUGUUGGUGAGACUGCUGCUGCUGCUGCUGCUGGUGAUUCUCCCAACGGGGACGCGGUCAAGCAAGGGUGAUGGAUUAGGCUUGAUAGUAGGGGUGAGAAUGGUAUUGAUAAGGGGAUGUUAGGUAGAUGGAGAAUUGAGAUUCUCUUGCUAGCACCAUCAGCUAGAAUGGCUGCUUGCUUUCCAUGUGCCUGCUCCCCUUCGUGUACGCCUGUAGUACGCCUGUAGUAGCAAGUCGGUACAUGAAUACAUCAUGGCUAGAUCAAAGACACGCUAGGA